This is a messenger RNA of Penicillium vulpinum, 3543 nucleotides long. Its product is annotated as MFS transporter/fungal specific transcription factor domain-containing protein. Gene Ontology annotation, molecular function: zinc ion binding; DNA binding; transmembrane transporter activity. The transcript has 12 exons. Gene Ontology annotation, biological process: DNA-templated transcription; transmembrane transport. Bases 1 to 3543 code for a protein of 1180 amino acids. The record is from RefSeq and is a predicted model, not a curated record. Lineage: Eukaryota; Fungi; Ascomycota; Eurotiomycetes; Eurotiales; Aspergillaceae.
AUGGAAUCCAGACCAGAUCUCGAAUCCCAAAAGCCAACCCCACAGGUUGAUUUUCCUCACGACUCAGGGUUAGAAGACGAUCUAGUCCUGAAACCCCAGCCCUCAAACGCCUAUGGCAUCCCAACAUGGCGCAAAUGCCUCAUACUCUUUAUCGUUAGCUGGAUGACCCUAGCUGUCACAUUCUCCAGUACUUCCCUAUUGCCCGCAAUCCCGGAGAUCGCUACCGAGUUUUCUACUACAUCGGAGAUUCUCAAUGUCACUAAUGCCGGUGUGCUGAUUGCCAUGGGCUUCUCGUCUUUUCUUUGGGGUCCUAUCACCAACCUAUUCGGGCGUCGCAAUGCCUAUAAUGCAGCUAUCCUUGUACUUUGUGCAUGUUCAGCCGGUAUGGCCGCGGCGAUCAAUUUGCACAUGUUUAUAGCAAUGCGCAUUUUGGGAGGCUUCACUGGUACCUUUUUCAUGGUUGCUGGGCAGACUAUUCUUGCGGAUAUAUUUGAACCGACCGUACGUGGAACCGCUGUUGGCUGCUUUAUGGUUGGAUCUGUUAGUGGGCCUGCAAUUGGACCCUGUAUCGGCGGCAUCAUUGUCACAUUUGCUCAAUGGCGCAUUAUUUAUUGGCUGCAAUUCGCGAUGACUUUGCUCGGCCUUGUCCUGUCACUUCUUUUUGUGCCAAGUAUCCAAGAAAAGAACCGAGUCAUAGACCCCAAAAAGCCUUGGAAGCUUUGUACUGUUAUAAGCAUAUUCAAUCCCCUGCGCAUAUUUCGUCAAUUCAUGUAUCCCAAUAUUUUUCUUGCAUGCCUCACCUGUGGCCUUCUUUCUACAUUCCAAUACGCACUUCUCACAUCAGCCCGAUCAAUUUUCAACCCACGUUUUAACCUGACAUCUCCCCUCGUCAGCGGCCUAUUCUAUCUCUCCCCAGGAAUAGGCUUUCUAGUCGGUAGCAUCGUGGGCGGCAGGCUGUCAGACCAUGCCGUGAAGAAAUGGAUUCUUAAACGAAAUGGAGUGCGCCUGCCUCAGGACCGACUGAACAGUGGCCUUGCUACUCUCUUUGGAGUCCUCCCAGUUGCAACCUUGAUAUACUGUUGGACUUUACAGGAAGAAGUAGGUGGUAUGAUUGUGCCAAUUAUCGCCGCUUUCUUUGCGGGCGUAGGGCUUCUGGGUGCUUUCAAUGGACUGAAUACUUAUUCGGCUGAGGUUAUGCCACAUGUUCGCUCGGAAGUCAUAAGCGCAAAGUACGUGGUGCAGUAUAUCUUUGCUGCUGCGGCGACGGCGGUUGUCGAGCCAGUAAUUGGUGCUAUCGGGGUAGGGUGGACAUUUACAAUCUGUGUAUUUUUCGCUAUAACAAGUGGUUUCCUUGUGCUCGCUAUCACUAAAUGGGGCAUUGAUAUGCAGCGAUGGUCUGAAAAGAAGUUCAACCUCGAUGCAAAGAACAGGAAGGUCGCGACUUCCAAAGAAAGAAAUUUGUCGCCUGUCAAAGAUGCCACUCGCAUAAAAUCAAGUGUUCCGGAGAUCAGCCAUGUAGCAAAUGCCGCACGCUAUCUGGAUCAGAUCCUUGCAGAGAACCAGCUGCUCAAGGAACGGUCGAUCGCCUCGGCUCAAGUCACCGAGACCAACGACCCAUCGCAGAGAGGUCCUUCCAGGACAGCAGAUGUCCCUGAUCGAACAGGAAUUCAGAAUCCAUUGAUUGGAGAUCGAGCCUGGUUCCACCGGUAUGACCCUUCUUCGCCACCCAUUUACAUCGGCGAGGCUGCAUGUUCAGCAUUUGCAACACGGUUUCGGCGUUUCUUGUCGGGUAAUAUUUCAAUGCCACAUAUUCCUCGAACACAGUAUGAGCGCGAAGAGACAAUCGCCGCAGCGAAUGAAGGCGAUGUCCAGUGGCCGAGUCUUCACCAUGCUCGGUUGUUAGUCCGGAUAGCAAUCCACCAGAUCGGGCAUAUUUACCACCUCAUGAUGCGUAAGGCCACUUUAGACAAACUGGAAGAGAUCUAUCAGACGCAAGACUUUGACUGUACGGCGAAUAAGUGUAAAUUCUUCGCCCUGUUCGCCUUUGGCCAAGCGUAUUCAAUCCGAUCUGAGCCCAAUUCUGGCUCCAGGGUACCAGGCACAUCAUACUUUUCUCGAGCAAUGGGGUUGGUCCAGAUCCUGCCGGAGAGAACCAGCGUUACACACUUGGAAACCCUGCUAUUGUUGUCUCUUUUUUCAUAUUAUCUCAACCGGCGUCAUUCGGCGUACAUCCUGAUCGGAAACGCCAUGCGGAUGGGCUUGACCAUCGGCUUGAACCACAAUAUCCCAGAAUCACAGCUCAUCGACCCAGUGGAGCGCCAACAUCGCAUCCAAAUAUGGUGGACAAUCUAUAUCUUCGACCGGAUGUGGGGAUCGAAAAUGGGUCUCCCAAUGCAAAUCCUUGAUGAAGAUAUCCAUGUCGACAUGCCGUCAACCAUCUCCCCCUUGGCACGUAUAGUCGGCGAGGCAAUCACCCGAUUGUACAGUCGGAGAAAGUACCAAGAGACCUUCCUCCAGCGCGUUCAGAAACUCCUCAAAGCCCUGAAACACUGGGUAGAAACACUCCCCGAAUCCCUCAGACUGAACAUGGAAGACCUAGAAUCAAGCAAGAAACCCAUCGUCUCCCUCCACAUGGCCUUCAACCAAUGCGUGAUCCUAACUACACGCCCAACGCUACUGCACCUCCUGAUGACACUAAGCAAAAAAGGGAAGCCCCACUCUAAUACCGUCAAUAAUACCAGUGGGAUGGGGACCGAAAGCGAGAGCGAAGAGGUAUCCGUUUCCCGGCCCGUCCUUACCCUAAGCGAGGCAUGUAUCCACGCAGCGCGACACUCCCAUUCUAUGAUCCUGACACGGUGGAUCAACGGAUCUAUGCCAACCUUCGGCUAUUUCCACGCCCACUACCUCUUCUCCUCGGCGUUGAUCUUGGCAAUGUCCAGCUUUGUUCCGAUCGGUAAUCCGACUGAUAUGACGGGGUUCGACUCCGCGCUGGACCUACUGCGCUCCAUGGCCGAGAACGGGAAUUUAGCGGCGGCAGAAUUCUAUCAUAACCUCAAGCAGGUGAAGAUUUGUUUGGCUGGGUAUCCGGGAGUAUGGCGGGGCGAGGGGAGUGCUGAAAUGGCUGCUGGUGGAGAAUUGACUUCUAAUACCAACACUAGUGCUAGUGGUAAUGCCCCCUCUGGCACUGGUGCACUAGCUUUGUCUGGGUCUUCAUCGGAUUUAGCAACAGCUACUACCCCCUUUUUGGACACCUUGCCACUAACGUCGACAUCCACAUCGACAUCUAUACCUCCAGCAUCUUUGAUGCCCACAACACACGAUAUGCUUGCUUCUGCCACAACCCAGCCUGUUCACAGCCAUGGCAUCAAUGCAUAUGCCUAUCCCUUGAGGGAUACCGUCAGCGGGUACACGACCGAAAUGGCGUUUCUAGAGCCGACCAUGCAAGACUUUCUAGCACAGUCAGAUAUUGAUCUUGGGCUGUUACAUCCCGUCGAUGCCUUCUUUAGCGAGGCGGAGAAUUUAUAUACAUGUCAUGGGUUUUGA